Gadus macrocephalus (Pacific cod) is the source of this 1965-nucleotide messenger RNA. RefSeq names its product pleckstrin homology domain containing, family J member 1 (gene plekhj1). The transcript is spliced from 6 exons. The coding region runs from base 233 to 709 and encodes 158 amino acids. The record is from RefSeq and is a predicted model, not a curated record. Gene Ontology annotation, cellular component: recycling endosome; trans-Golgi network; early endosome. Lineage: Eukaryota; Metazoa; Chordata; Actinopteri; Gadiformes; Gadidae. Gene Ontology annotation, biological process: endosome organization; retrograde transport, endosome to Golgi; receptor recycling.
AUUUCCUCCUACUAGUAAUAAGGAGGAGCGACUGAGGAGGUGAAAGUGGCCAGUUGUUGAUGGAGCUGUUGGAUUACGGCGUUGUUCUUUUUCAAAAAAUGACCUGCAACAAUCGACCACGUAUCCAAAAUUUACACUAAAGGAGUAGAUAAUCGUAGUAGGUGAUAGGAAUACCAAAAUCCUCCAAUAAUCGCAGCCACUCAGUUUACCUGUCAUCCACCUGGGAAUCGUUAUGCGUUUUAACGAGAAAGAACUCGUGUCACUGAGCCGUCAACCUUCAGAAAGGGCCGCUGAACUUGGCAUGAAAGGACCCAAAAAAGGAGAUGUUGUGAAGAAGAGGUUGGUGAAACUAGUGGUCAACUUUCUUUUCUAUUUCCGGAUUGAUGAGGAGGAGCCCAUUGGUGCUUUGCUGCUCGAACAGUGCCGGGUAGAGAGAGAGUCUGGCCAAGUCUUCUCUAUUGCAUUUUUAGACGAGACCGAGAAAAAGUACAUGUUUGAGUGUGACUAUGAAGAACAAUGUGGGGAAUGGAUAGACGCCAUCAUUAAAGCCAGUUAUGAGUUCAUGAGGAAGAACCUUAUAUUCUAUCGUACUGAAAUCCACAGACUGACUGGCCAGGACCCCUUGGAACAGUAUGGCAUUUCAGAUGAAACCCGUUUCCAGGUCAACAGUGGACUGCAGCUAACGCCUAAAGAAACCUCGUCCAUGUAGCCACGCGGGCCCCAGGUCCAGGGCCUCGUCGGCCCCUCUGUCUCUGUCUUCUGCUGUAUUACAGAUGUAGAUAGUAGAUGUUUUUCUUCAUUCCAUUGGUUAUUCAUGUUUUCAAAUAAUGGUAUUUUCCUGCAUACUUUCGAUGGGGUUGGGAGUUCAUUCGUCCCUCCUACAUUUCACACAUUGCCUUUCUUUUGCUGAUAUAUUUGCCUGCACUGUAAAUACUUUCACUUUUGUCAGUACUAGGAUAGUCUCUUGCUGUAUUAUACGAUAAUGUGAUUAUGCAAGCUUCUGGUACAUAUGUACUUAAAAGUUGAGGUUCUAUGUCUUGACUUGCUAGCCCUGUUGUGUAACUGUAGCAUUAGCCAAUUAAAUCAGCGUUUCAGGGAUUGAGAGACGCUGAACAUGUUUUUCUUAUUGGGAAAUCUUUGGCAAUGCACAUUUAUUGUGACCUGUUUUGGUUAAUACCUCUUUUUUUAACUGCAGAAAUGAGCCACACAUUUGAGUUCCUUGUGAAUUAGAGGUUGUCCAUUCUGAAAAGGUUUUUAACCAGCAACAUCACAUUAGAGAAUAACACUGCUAAAUCUUUUGUCAUUUAUUUAUUGAAUUACUCAAAUUGCUCUGUAUAAUGGUAGACUUGCCAUUAUUACCAUUGUUAGAGAAUAACGUUUUUUUUUUAUCUAGUGCAAUCUAGUGCUAAUAUAUGAUUCUUGAGAAGUCUUUGCACUUAAUCUAAGUCUUUUAUUUCAUCGUCAUUCAGAAAAUUCACUUUUUCCAAUGAAUCUAUAGAAUCUAUUUUUUCUAAUAAAUCUAUCCAAGACAAAUGUGUUGUGUUACAUUAAGAAGCAAAACAUUAAUCUGUAAAAUUGUUUAUUAUUGUCAAUGAUGCUGUCACCAACUUAAAUUACCCUGUUGUGGUGACAGAAUUCAUCUGACAUCUUGAAUGUCAUACUGCUAAUAAUAUCUGCCCCACUUAUCCCAUUCCCACUGCCAGCUGUUUGGGAUUAUGGGUUGUAUCAUAAUGUUAAUGUGCGAUGAAACAGAACCUCUCAAAGGAGGUUUUUAUUUUUUAGGUAGUACAGACUGGUUCCGGUUGGAUAUUCUGUAUGGUUACACUCUCUUCGUCUUUAGCAGUACAUUUUAUCUGUAUAUCAGCCGUUAACAGCCACUGUGGAUGUGUGCCUCACAUAAUCGCAUGAUAUAUCAUGAAUUACGCGGUUAAUUAUACCAAAAUAAAAGGAACCUCUGUAUUUUUA